Molecule: messenger RNA, 1284 nt
Organism: Entamoeba invadens IP1
Lineage: Eukaryota; Evosea; Mastigamoebida; Endamoebidae
Exons: 2
Coding region: 1-1284 (427 amino acids)
Molecular function (GO): protein binding
Source: RefSeq, a predicted model, not a curated record
AUGUCGUUUUUCAAAACACAGCGCGCCAAAGGCGACCAACAGAAGGUGUUGGAGACCGAGUGUUCUGUCGAGUGUUUUGUUGUUUCUCGCAUAUCCAAUUCUCUCAUUUUAGGAACCACGGACGGGAAGGUUAUCGUGUAUGACAUGUCCACGUACGAGAAAAAGCGUGAGGUCCAGUUCUUUGGGUUUCCGACUGGCGUACUUGCGAAGCAGAAGAUCAUAGGUGUUUUGAAGUCGCAAGGACGGGAUGAAGCAGUGAAGGAAGUUGAACGAUUUGAGAAGGAUGGGGAGUUUCAAAUGGGAGAAGCGACGAAUUAUUUCAACAUAGAUAUAGAGAAUGACAUGAGAACGACCGGAUCGAUCAAGUGUAUGUGUUUAAUUCACGACGAGAAGAUAGGGAUUGGGUUUAACAAUUCUGUUUCGGUCUUUGAUUUAAAGCAAAUGGGGGACUUAGUCGUGAUUACUGAAGACAUGAAAGGCCAUGAAGGGAUGGUGAGGAAGUUAGAAACGGUGAACAACAAAAUAGUAUCUUUAGGCAACGACAAAUUGAUUUGUAUAUGGGGGAAAGAUGGGAAACUUGAAAAGAAGAUCGAACGCACGGACGAAGAUUAUUACUACAAUGCUUCAUUAGUAGUUGGGUGUGAUUUAUUAGUGAGUGGGAGUCGAUUAACGCCAUAUAUAAUAGAGAAAGGGACGAUGACUCGAGUUUUUGAGGUCUCGUUAUAUACAAUUCCUUAUAAAGAUGACAAGGCGAUGUUCAUGCAACAUUUGCAUCAUAAUAGAAUCUCUCCACAUAAUGGUGUGAUCAUUACUAUUACAAGACUUGGUAAUGGAAACAUCUUAACAGGAAGUCAAGACGGCGUCUUUGCGGUGUGGGAUGGGACAAAGUUCUUCUGUUUGUUUAUUAAGAUCAAUUCGAGUCAGAUGGACUAUUUGAAGAUGAAGCAGAAUUGCCCCGUCCACUGCGCAGACUUUAUGGCCAUUUUCGACACGGGAAGUAACUACCGAGAGACAACACCAACACGUCGCCCGAUGGAAGACAAAUACACUAUGCCAUUUGGGAAAUAUCGCGGGGAUGUCACUGACAUGUUUGUGGUCACUAAAGAAGAAGGGAAGUCAGUGGUCUAUGUCGUCAUUGGAGAGACUGGAGAAGUCCACGUCAUCAAUUUUGAUACAAAGACUAAACCUUUGGUACUUAAGACUCAUCACCUUGAAGGGAAGAUUAUAGCAACUUAUCAAGACGAGAAACAGCUGAUCUUGUAUCCGCUGAAGGCGUCGCUUUAG